Messenger RNA from Brassica rapa (field mustard), 2643 nucleotides. RefSeq names its product tyrosine--tRNA ligase, chloroplastic/mitochondrial. NCBI's taxonomy places the organism in Eukaryota, Viridiplantae, Streptophyta, Magnoliopsida, Brassicales, Brassicaceae. Gene Ontology annotation, biological process: tyrosyl-tRNA aminoacylation. Gene Ontology annotation, molecular function: tyrosine-tRNA ligase activity; ATP binding; RNA binding. Gene Ontology annotation, cellular component: cytosol; chloroplast stroma; mitochondrion. The record is from RefSeq and is a predicted model, not a curated record.
AUUUGAUGAUAAACCAUAGAAAUUUUUGGUGUUAACCUUUACAACCAUUAGAUAAUCUCUUCAAUGUUUCGUUAUCAACCAUUGAAACAUUUACUGAUCUAUAUAACUCACAAUCAAAAAAUUACAACAAUCACAAAAAGACUAAAAAUGUAGAGAUUCAUUGUUAAACGAUUUUCAAAUAUCUUUGAAGAAACACAUAUAAACAUGAGAUCUUUAUUUGAUAUUUUUGUAUCUUAGUUUUGAAAAUUGGAUUGAGGAAUGAUACAAUUCUUGAGUAUUUAUAUUUCAAUACCACAUCGACUUUAAAACAAUAUUUAUUGAUCCAGCAAAAGUCAUCAUGAUUUCAAAAAGGUAAAUCAUAUAAUUUAUCAUUUAUUUUAUUUAAUGACUGUUAAUUUGAUUUAAUAAGUGUUGGUGUUAACAAAGAUGUUUCAAAGAUUCUAAAUAAGUUACCAAUCAAAUUAGUUGAAUAUAUUGUAAAUUAUUCUGAAUACAUAAAAUGAUAAUUCUAUUUUUAAAGAUAAUUAUGAUAUUUAAUAUAGUAUACAUGAAAAUAACAGUGACAAUGAAAUCAAAAACAAUGUCCUGAGUGAAAAUUUUGUUAGUUAAGAAAUUAUUUUUACUAUAAAAAUAUUGUCACUAAUAAAUUAUUCGAUAAUUAUUUUCAGUAAAAAUAUAUAUAAUAUAUGUAAUUAUCACUUUUUUUCAUUUUGAAUAUUUUUUUAUUGAUACAGUUUGUGGUUACUUUAUAUUUACUUAUAUUAUACAUUUCAAUGUUCUUGGAAAAUCUAUAGAUAUAUUUUUUCCUUAUUUUAGUUUACGCACGGUUUCUUCACCAGUUAUUUUAAUAAGAUUUUAAAUUUCCGGUUUUCUAUGUCUGAAGUUUAAACCGGAGACUUUUCCGGUUUGCCAUGUAAAUCUCAAAUAAUCUGAAGCAUUUUGGUCUGUGUGGCAAAGCAAAAAGGUCGAAAACGAAGUCCAUUUUCCCAUUCUACCAGCUUCUCUACUGAAGAAAGGUCACGGCAAUAUAGUAAACUUAUGGCAUAUGCAACAGGAGUGACCCUUGCUUCAAGGACUAUCUUCCCUUUUUGUUCCAGAACCUUGUUACCUCGCUUGCGUGUGGUUUCUAUGCUUGAAUCAUCCUCCCCCUCCACUUUCUUCAAAAGGGUCCAAGUUCAUCAGCUUUUCUCCACUUCUACAGCUCCUCUCUUCUCCUCUGUUAAGUGUUCUACUUCCUCUCUUGAGACAGCUGCUUCACGCCCAAAUGUAGUUACUAUACUCGAAGAAAGAGGACUCCUGGAGUCAAUAACAAGCGAGAAUCUCAGGUCUGCUUGUUCUGAUCCCAACGUAGCUCCUCUAAAAGUCUACUGCGGGUUUGAUCCAACUGCUGAGAGUUUACACUUGGGUAACCUCCUUGGUAUCAUUGUCCUUUCUUGGUUUCAAAGAUGUGGACACCAAGCCGUUGGUUUGAUCGGUGGUGCCACUGGACGCGUUGGUGACCCGUCUGGCAAAAGCCUAGAGAGACCUGAGCUUGACGCCCUUACAUUGGAGAAAAACAUAACCGGGAUUAAAAACAUCCUCGUCAAGAUUCUUGGUGGCAAUGCUAGCUCUUAUGUGAUUUUCAAUAACUAUGACUGGUGGAAAGAUAUGACGAUGCUAGACUUUCUGAAAAACGUUGGUCGGUUUGCUAGAGUUGGACCAAUGAUGGCGAAGGAGAGUGUGAAGAAGAGGCUAGAAUCAGAGCAAGGUAUGAGCUACACAGAGUUCAGUUAUCAGUUACUGCAAGGGUAUGACUUUGUUCACUUGUUGGACAAGGAAGGGGUUAAUGUUCAGAUAGGUGGUAGUGAUCAGUGGGGUAACAUCACAGCUGGAACUGACUUGAUCCGUAAGAUUCUCCAAACCGAAGAAGCUGCUUACGGGCUAACGUUCCCUCUCCUACUGAAAAACGAUGGGACAAAAUUUGGAAAGUCAGAAGAUGGAGCCAUCUGGCUAUCUCCUUCAAUGUUAUCGCCUUAUAAGUUCUAUCAGUACUUCUUCUCAGUUCCAGACGUUGAUGUGAUACGCUUCUUGAAGACUCUAACCUUUCUGAGUUUGGAUGAGAUCAAGACGUUGGAAGAUGAGAUGAGGAAGCCUGGGUAUGUCCCUAACACCGUGCAGAUGAAGCUCGCUGAAGAAGUAACCAGAUUUGUACAUGGUGAAGAGGGUUUGAAGGAAGCAAUGAAAGCAACAGAGGCUUUAAGACCAGGAGCUGAGACAAAGCUUGAUUGGAACUUGAUUGAGAGAAUUGCAGAGGAUAUACCGACUUGCUCACUGCCUGUUGAUAGAGUCGCUGGUGUUUCGAUUGUGGAUGUGUCUGUUUCUGCAGGGUUGUUUGAGAGCAAGUCUGCAGCUAGGAGGAUGUUGAAGCAAGGUGGAGUUUAUAUGAACAAUGAGAGAGUUGAUGAUGAGAAUAAGAGAGUUGAAGAGGGAGACAUUGUUGAAGGGAAAGGUCUUGUUCUCUCUUCAGGCAAGAAGAACAAAGUAGUCAUCAGAAUUUCCUAAUUUUUUUUAACAAAAAUGAUGUAUUAUUGAUUACGUUUUCACCAGUUUAUGGAUACAAAACCUUUGGGGUUUCAAACCAACAAAAAUAACAUUCAAAAGCUA